GAUUUUUGUUUGUUUGUUAGCGGCAGAAGCCAAUCGAUUCAUUUAAACUAUUAUAAAUAAAUAUUGUUGUUAUUCGCUCGUGAAGAUGUCUGGGAAUCCGGACAGGAGUCUGGCGGACCUGUUCAUGGACUGGCGCCUGGGGGACGAGAAUGAGGACCCGGCGGCGGCAGGCUGUGACCCAGCCGUCAGCCCGGCCAGCACAACCCGAUCCCAACUGGUUCAUUUGAAGUCGCCGUGCAAGGUGCCCCAAACCGAAAUCACCGAAACCCAUACGGAGCCCAACGACAGUGUUAUAUUUGUGGACGCCGACAUCAGCAGCAGCAGCAGCAACAGCAACAGCAGCGUAAUUUUGGUGUCAUCCGGGGUGUCCAAUGAGUCGUUGGUCAGCUGCCUCCACUCGUCCCAGUACCACAGCACCUCGGAGAACGUAACCAUCGAGGAGACCACAGACUGCGAGUUCGGACACUUGUCACUGGACUCGGACACCAACCGUCCUGGCGCCGCCGACAUGGAUGCGCCGAAGUUCUCCUUGAAGCGACACUCCCCGGAUCCCGCGGACCACGAUCUGGAGAUCAAGAAAUGUCCUAGUACUAGUGCCUGCGCGGACGUCGCCACAAUGAGGAAGAGAAGGGCUUCGGGUCAUGGUGACGAUGAUCCGGCUUGUAAGAAACUCCAUCGGAAUCUGGACGAGGUGGCCACCCCCUCGAAUCGCUCGGUGGUGACGCGCAGCGGUCGCGCCGUGGUGACGCGCAUGAACCACGCGUUCGACUACUCCUCCUCGCAGUCGAAGGACGACGGCGAGGAGGACUCCGAUGACCAGUGGCUGGACACCGACGACGAGGAGUACCAGCAGGCUCUGGAGUUCGUGCAGCCCAAGUGGCAUGGGUGCAAGCGGCGCAGCCUGGGGAACAGCAGCAGCAGUGCCUGCAGCACCGAUGACAGCCAAUCCUCGCCGGUGGCAGCGUCUUCCAUUGUCUAUCUCGAAUUGGGCGAGCAAGUCGCCGUCGUAAGGGACGAGCCAAAGGCCAAUAUCGCCCUCGAGGAUGAUGGGGAACUCAAGACGCAGAUGCACAAGUUUCUGGGCCUGAUGGCGGCACGUCGCCGGCUCUACAAUCCAGCGACCGACCACGAUCCGGAGGAACCGCAGGAGAGUGUGGAUAACCUAUCGAUCAGUCGUCUGCUGGACUCAUCCCGUUCCUCGGCCACAGGCCUAGUCACGCCCUCACCCAAGCGCCUUACCCAGUCUCCCCGGACCCCGACGCCCACCUGGUCGAGCCUGAAUUUGUCGCAUCGCCGCCGCCCCACCCAGGAGGAGCGCCAGACGAAGAUGUUCGACGACAUGGUGUUGCAGGCCAAUGCCAAUUCGUACGAGGAGCAGACGCCGGAUGCGCUCAAGGAGCCCAUCGAUCUGAGCGAACUGCCGAGCCGCAAGCAAGUGGCCCUCAUCUGCCGCCGCCACAAGAGCAGCAUUGCCUGCCUGGAGCAGCACCCGCUCUUCUACAGAUUCGUCGAGUCGCUCAACCCGAGGACCUCCAUUAACAUGUGUCACCCGCUGGCGCUGAGCUACAGGGAGAAAAGCUUCAACGACUGCAAAGUGGCCCUGUCCAAAGUGCUCUUCAAUAUGUUCAACCACGCCAUCUUCCACUGCGGCCUCAUGGCGCCGAUCGUUUGGAAGCGCGGCAUGACCACGCACUGCAAAAGCGAACUGCAGGUGGCCGCCUCCGGGAGGCGCACCGCCCGCAUUCUGCUGUGGGAGAACAUCAGCCAGCCGGGCAUGCUCAUCCAGCCGCUGCUCCACGAGAUGUGCCAUGCGGCGGCCUUCGUUUUCAACCGCGAGACGGGACAUGGCGACAACUGCCGCAGAUGGGUCUACCAGGCGAAGAGCGCGAUGCCGGAGCUUCCGACGGUCGAGGACUGUCAGGCCACCUUCAAGUACACCUGCACCAUGUGCUGCCGCUGCUCGUACGGCAGGAUCGAGUUCGAGCUGGACCGCGUGCGCUGCCACUACUGCCAGUUCGAGGUGGCCGUGAAGCCGUGCCGCAAGGAUGAGAUCUGCCACGGCACCCGGCCGGACUUCACGAUCACCCCCUUCAAGUCCUUCGUCCGCGAGAACUACCUGAAGCUGGGCGAGGAGGGCGGCAGCACGCACAGCUCCAGGAUGAGGCUGCUCAACGAAGAGUACAAAAAGAUGAACGCCCCCACGGGCUAGGGUGCAGUGCCUUUGUUACGUUCUAGUUUAUAGUUUAUAUUUUUUACGUUAACUACCAAUUCACAAACUAUUUAAUGGCGAAUGAAUACUGACUAAGGACCCCCACAAGAAUGCCGGUGGCUCAUGAGAAAUAAACUGUGACAUACUUAUUAUUUUUUAGUAGAAACUAAGAAUUUUUUUUGACAAAAUAAACACAAGAUGUAGAUGUAAUUGAAUGUAA
This is a messenger RNA of Drosophila biarmipes, 2429 nucleotides long. RefSeq lists its product as uncharacterized. NCBI's taxonomy places the organism in Eukaryota, Metazoa, Arthropoda, Insecta, Diptera, Drosophilidae. The coding region runs from base 86 to 2209 and encodes 707 amino acids. The transcript has 6 exons. The record is from RefSeq and is a predicted model, not a curated record. Gene Ontology annotation, cellular component: nucleus.